Molecule: messenger RNA, 804 nt
Organism: Vicia faba (fava bean)
Lineage: Eukaryota; Viridiplantae; Streptophyta; Magnoliopsida; Fabales; Fabaceae
Source: the annotation of a GenBank genome assembly
AUGUCGCAUUUGCAGUUACAGCUACACUCACAAGCACCAUCACUCUCUUCUUCUUCUUCCACUAGUUCUCGUUUUUCUUUCCUUAAGCUUUUCACAAACAACGCUUUCUCUUACUCUCCAACAAACUCUCUUCCUUUCAAACCCUUAACUAUCAGAUGCCGCCACUCUGACGUCUUUGAAACCACAACCAACCCUUCCUCCACCCCCAACAACCCUUCUGUUGGAGCUUUACCACCUAGGGUUUAUGUUGGUCAUUCCAUUUACAAAGGGAAGGCUGCUCUUACUAUCACUCCUAGACCGCCGGAGUUCAUGCCUUUGGAUUCAGGGGCAUAUAAGAUAUCUAGGGAUGGUUAUGUGCUGCUUCAGUUUGCUCCCUCGGUUGGUCCACGCCAGUAUGAUUGGAACAGAAAACAGGUUUUCUCGUUAUCAGUGGAUGAAAUGGGAAGUGUGAUUAGCCUUGGUGCAAAGGGCUCUUGUGAGUUUUUUCAUGAUCCUUACAUGGGAAAAAGUGACGAAGGCAAAGUCAGGAAGGUUUUGAAAGUCGAGCCUUUUUCGGAUGGUUCUGGAUUCUUCUUCAAUCUCAGUGUUCAAAACAAGCUCGUGAACGUGGAAGAAAGCAUCACUCUCCCUGUAACAAAAGCCGAGUUAUCAGUUUUGAGCGCAAUUUUCAAGUACAUCAUGCCGUACCUUCUUGGUUGGCAUACCUUUGCAGACUCGAUAAAUCCGGAAUAUUCUGUGGCGGCGGCGAGUGUGGCAAGCAAUGCCAACCCAAAAUAUGGAGGAGACUAUGAAUGGAACAGAUAG